This is a messenger RNA of Carassius gibelio (silver crucian carp), 2710 nucleotides long. RefSeq names its product regulator of G-protein signaling 21-like. The record is from RefSeq and is a predicted model, not a curated record. The transcript has 5 exons. Lineage: Eukaryota; Metazoa; Chordata; Actinopteri; Cypriniformes; Cyprinidae. Bases 1050 to 1652 code for a protein of 200 amino acids.
UGCCCAAUAUCAUAAUUUCGCCAUCUGACUUGAGAAAUGCACUUGUUGGAUGCGGUUGCAGUCUUUUGAAUCUGACAUUUAAGUUGCAUCAGAAAUAAGUUAGCAUUUACCAUUUAGUCAUGCAGUUUGUCAUACAAACAGUUCCUGUGCAGCAGUUAAAUCAGAUAUAAGGGACGUUUUUGCAUUAGGCUCCACUUUUAAAGACAAAACCAAUUCUCAUGCACAAGAAUGGCUAAAAACGGUUCGUCUGUCAUGCAAACAUGUUGACUUAAUUUAGUCAAGGGUUCAAUGCCGUUUAUUUUGUCACAGAUGUUUACUCUUUUACCACAGCACUGUGUGUUCAUUGGUGAAACCCUUGAAACACACGAAAUGUGAUCUACUGCUCUUUUUCUUCAGGAAAUGCAUUUUUCUGUAUCAUCUAGUAAAUCUGAAAUCCUUCACCCGAUGUAAUAAGCACACUGAUCAGUUUAGCCUGAUGCUUACAGUUAAAAAGCAAAAAUGGCACAGAAUAAAACAUGUUUUGUAGUCUGACUCACAUCCAAAGUAAUUAAAAUGCUGAGCUCUUUUUUUUUUAGAAACUCGUUUCUAUAAAUAAAGCACUGUGGAAUGCUGUUUGGGAACAAACCUGUUUGCUUAGUACUGUUUGUCUGAGACGGAUAUUGCGUCAACAUCCUCAAGUUACAGACGUGACUCAGUAUUGAUCGUCUUGAAACGUACACGUUCAUGGUCUUUAUUUUCACAACUUUGCGCAUUCUGUAAUAAAAACAUUCAAAAUGAUUUAAUAACACAAAUGGAAAUUAAGGGGAAAGGGUUUGCAUGGCAUCAAAUAAUGUUAAAUAAAUCAAAAGUUAAUUUCACAGACAUUAAUCCUAAUCUAAUGCAUUCCAAGUCAAAAGCUGGUGAUUAUUUGAGAAAGAGCUGCACACUCACACACUGAUGCAGGGCGGCCAAUCAGAGUCUUCCCCUGUUGAUAAGGCCCCACCCAAAGCACAGAAAAUGGUAUAAAAGCCCCACACUGCAAGUCACUGUAUGUUUCAGUUCAAUGGAAAAUGAUGGAUAGACUGGCAAAAAUGAAAAAGUCAACGCAAGAUUCGAGCAAGGAGCGUUUGAUCUACUUCAGGAACCCUGAUACGACUACAGAGCAGAACGAAAUGAAACAAACAAACUGGAGAUCGAGAAUGUUUUUUAAGACUUUUCCUGUGAGAGAAUCACGCCAUACAAUGCCACAGAUAAAAUCAUACGGGCCAACUACUGUAGAAGUUACUCGAUGGGCUCAGUCUCUGGACAACUUGCUGAGUAGCAAAUGUGGAUUAACUGCUUUGCGACUGUUCAUGAAGUCUGAACACAGCGAGGAGAACAUCGAGUUCUGGAUGGCUUGUGAAGAGUUCAGAAAGAUCAGGUCCAGAUCAAAACUCAAAUCCAGGGCAAAAACCAUAUACGAUGAAUUCAUCAGGCCAGAUUCUCCAAAAGAGAUCAACCUGGACUUCUACACAAGAGAGUCUCUUCACCAAAGCCUUCUGAUCCCAACGCAGUGGAGUUUCAAAGCAGCCCAAAACCGAGUUUACUUCCUGAUGGAGCACAACUCGUACCCUCGGUUCCUGGACUCUGAACUCUAUCAGAAGCUCUGCAGGAUUGCUGCAGGAGAGCGAUAAUGUGUUCAGUCGCUGUAUUUCAACAGAUGGCCGGUCCGUUUUAGAAUGCUGUGCAUCCAGUGUUUCAUGUUCUCUGUAGUGAUAGUGCUACUGUGAUUUCAGUGUAUUUAAAUAUUGCAUAUUUUGCACAGAUUUGUAAAUAGUUAAGACGAAUGUCUGGCAUUGGUAUUGAAUGUUCACAUAUGUGAACCUGGAGCACAAAACCAGUCUUAAGUCGCUCUGUAUAUUUAUUAGCAGUAGCCAAAAAAAAAAUAUCGCAUGGAUCAAAAUGAUCGAUUUUUCUUUUAAGCCACAAAUCAUUAGGAUAUUAAGUAAAGAUCAUGUUAAAUGAGGAUAUUUUGUAAAUUUCCUACUGUUAAUAUAUCAGUAUAUCAAAACUUAAAAAUUAGUAAUGUGAAUUGCGAAGAACUUCAUUUGGACAACUUCAAAGGGGAUUUUCUCAGUAUUUCGUUUUGUUUCCAACCUCAGAUUCCAGAUUUUUAAAUAGUUGUAUCUCGUCCACACAUUGUCUGAUCCUAAUAAACCAUACCUCAAUGGAAAUCUUAUUAAUUCAGAUGAUGUAUAAAUCUUAAUAUCGAAAAAUUGACACUUAAGGUUUUGUGGUCCAGGGUCAAAUAUAUAUUAUGUUUUGGUGUUUACUUGUAGGUCUUUUUUAUAAUUUUUUUUGCUUUUCAAUGCAAUAAUGAAUAAUUUUUUGGAUUAAAUAUUUUUUUAAUUGUCAUUCCAGUACUUUCUGGAGUUUUGGGGGCACUGCGAAUAAAACAAAAUGUAAGCAAAAGGUGUAUAAAUGUUAAGCGGCUGACAAUGGAUUUGUAUUUUAUUUUUACCAGCAUUGGUUAAUAUUGAAUAUUUAAUUAUUCAUGCUUAUUUCCCCAUGUUUUUUUUUUUUUUUUACCUUUGCUAUCAUCUAACCGUUUCUGAAAGUUAAUCUCUAAAAACACCAAUUACAAUAAUAAUAACACAAAUUUUUGGAUUGAAUAAUAUUCAUUAGUCCUUCCAUUAUACUGUAAAUAAUAAUUGUAAAUACUGUAAAUAAAAGAUUAUUGGAUUAAGUAUUA